GGGAACAAUAGUUGGGCAGUGACGCGGCAGUAGCUCAGACUUUCAUAAUUACGUAAGUGCUCCGGCGGCUGAGUCUCUCCCUAAUAACAAAUAGUACUAAAGUUGAUUUGUGCCUUUUCACCACCAUGGCUUCAAAAAACACGAAAGAGACCGAGAAGAACUGCGUCCUGUGCUGUCAAGAAGUCAGUAUCAUCGCCCUGGGAAAAUGCGACCACCCGGUUUGUUACCGCUGCUCCACCAAAAUGAGGGUGCUGUGCGACCAGAAGUACUGCGCCGUCUGCCGGGAGGAGCUCGACAAGGUGGUGUUCGUGAAAAAACUGGAGGCCUUCUCGUCUCUGCCCUACCAGCAGUUCCCCUGUGAGAAGAAGCAUGAUAUCUAUUUCUGUGAUGAGAAGAUCUAUGCCCAGUACAGGCAUCUGCUGCUGCCAGAGUGCCUCCGCUGCUCAGAGCCGAAGGUCUUCUCCAAGUUCGAGGAGCUGGAGCAGCACAUGAGGAAGCAGCACGAGCUCUUCUGCUGCAAGCUCUGCACAAAGCAUCUCAAGAUCUUCUCCCAUGAGCGUAAAUGGUACAACCGUAAGGAACUAGCACGUCACAGAGCGCAUGGAGACCCGGACGACACCAGUCACAGAGGACACCCGCUCUGCAAGUUCUGUGAUGACCGUUACCUCGAUAAUGACGAGCUGCUUAAACACUUGCGCAGGGACCACUACUUCUGCCAUUUCUGUGAUGCAGACGGUUCCCAAGAGUACUACAGCGAUUACCAAUACCUGAGUGAGCACUUCAGAGAGAGCCACUACCUGUGUGAGGAGGGCCGCUGCGCCACAGAACAGUUCACCCAUGCAUUCCGCUCUGAGAUCGACUACAAGGCCCACAAGGCUGCAGCACACAGCAAGAACCGAGCAGAGGCUCGACAGAACCGCCACAUCGACCUGCAGUUUAACUACGCCCCGAGACAGCAGAGGAGAAAUGAAGGUAUGGUAUCAGGUGAGGACUAUGAGGAGAUGCGGCACAACCGAGGAGGAAGAGGAAGGCUUCAUGGGGGACAGAAGAGUUGGAGAUACUCCCGAGAGGAAGAGGACAGGGAGGUGGCAGCUGCUAUGAGGGCAUCCAUGGCGCUGCAUAGACAGGAGGAGAGAGGAGCGAUGCAGGAGAGGAGCGCUCCCAAACACUGCAGAGAGGAGAGGACGGAGAGAACAGAACCAGAAGAGCCCAGACACAGGACCGGUCACAUCAAACCAAUAAGCAAACCUCCAGUAAGAACAAUGAAAAGCACCAAUCCAGGGGAAGGAGAGGAUGACUUCCCAGCUUUAGGAGCCACAGCUGCCCCACCCAUGGUAAAGCCAGCUCCUGCAGCGUUGACAGCAGCCCCCGCAGCUUUGAAGGAAGAUGACUUCCCAAGCCUCUCAGCUGUGGCAGUAUCAUCCCCCAUGACCCCGGCUUACUCUGCUCAACCCAGAAAGACUUCCUCUUUCCAAGAGGAGGAUUUCCCUGCGCUCGUAUCCAAAAUCCGGCCCCUCAAACACACAGCUGGCACCAACUCUGCUUGGUCCAACCAUACUGCUGUAGCUAAACCUGUCUCUCACCCACCCCCCUCCUCCAGACCAUCCCCUCCUCUCUCCUCCGCAUCCUCCGGCCCUCAGCUCCUCUCCUCCUCAAACUCUUCAUCGUCACGGAGGAAAAAGAAAGUAGGGGACAAUGGGAAAGCAACAACUAACAGGUCUCCUCCUUCUUCUGACGAUGAUAACAGCGGAUUGACGCAGCAGGAGUUCCGCUCGGUGCCCACCAUGUUGGAUAUCUCGUCUCUGCUCACUGUUAAAGGAGGCAACAGCAAACCCUCCUCUGUGACCUCCAACCCACCAAACCCGACCAGCUACACUGAUGCCCCUACCUCUAAAGCCAGCAAGAAGAAGAAACCGCAGAAGAACACAGCUGCUGCCUUUACAUCUGUGUCUUCAGUGUCAGGAACGACACAGAGUGUAAGUACAAACUCAGUGGAAACGGCAGCACAAAAGGAGAAUGUCCCUGAGAAAACUUGGAACAAACCCCCCUCCACUGCUGUGACAGCAACAAUGAUGAGUGGAUUGGCUAAUGGCCACACGGAGAAAUCACCACCACUCAGUAAGGAGGCAGUAAUAACCCCUCCUUCCAAGGCAGACCCCCCUGCUGAACAGGAGGAAGACUUCCCUGCUCUUAUGACCAAGAACCCACCACCAGGCUUCAAGUCCUCCUUCCCGCUGAAGGCCGCAGCUUCUGCCCCAUCCUCCACCAUGCCCCCACCUCCACCUGGCCUGGGAAUCUCUGCCACUAAACCUCCCCCAGGAUUCACUGGGAUCCCCCUCAACAGCAACGUGGUGGAACCUGCUGUGUCUGCAGUCAACCCGCCCCCUAAGGUGGCGAGCAGUGGUUACCUGGUGCCAGAGGACUUCCAUCAAAGGAACCUGGAGCUGAUCCAGUCCAUCAGAAAAUACCUCCAUAACGACGAGUCAAAGUUCAACCAGUUCAAAAAUUACUCGGCACAGUUCAGACAGAGUGUGAUAUCAGCAGGCCAGUACCACAGCAGCUGUAAGGACCUGCUCGGAGACGACUUUAACCGCAUCUUCAACGAGCUUCUGGUGCUCUUGCCGGACACCAGCAAGCAGCAGGAGCUCCUGACUGCCCACGCCGACUGUAAGGCGCUGGAGAAGCAGACCGGCACCGGAGGGAAGAGAAACAAGAACAAGAAGAACGCCUGGCAGACGCCGACCACAGCUGCGAACACAGCAGCUGAGCUGGACUGCCAGGUGUGCCCCACUUGCAGACAGGUACUGGCCCCUAAAGACUUCAACUCCCACAAGACCCUGCACACCAGGGACAAUGAGGAGUUCCCUUCCUUGCAGUCAAUUAGCCGAAUCAUCAGCUAGCCGCCUCGUUCUUUUCCUCUGUUCCAUUUGCAGUCAUGGGGCAAUUUUUCAGUUUCAGUCAGUGUGGAAAUCAGCAGCUUGUUUCCCCUGUGACCACAUCCCACUGGAGUUUGGGGCUUAUAGCUCGUAACGAAUUGGAAUUUAAGAUGGUUUAUGGUGUUUUUGCGUUCUAAGGGGAUCAUUUUGAUACGUUUGUGUGAAUGGGUUCACAGUUUAAACACAGGGUCGCCCCAUCCCAGCUCUUAUUUCCAAGCGUCUCCAGCUGGCACUGGCACCAUCAAACUAAAACUCUUGAUUUUAUUUAACAAAAGAGAAGAGACGAGUUCAGGCGUUACUUGAAUGCACCGCUCCCUGACACAAAAAAUUGUAUUGAUUUACAUUUUUUACCUUGCUUUGUUUUCACCCAAACAGAUGACAAAAUGUAUUUUGUCGACAUCAGAGCUGAUGGAAGUGUGUAUGAUUCCCCAGCGGGGCCGCUCGGUUAAAUAACAAAAUAAACACAAAUAUGUUCUGUUCAACUGUUUAGCUCCGUAUUUAUUUAAGCUGCUGUUUAAUUGCUUUUAAUUAUUUGUCGCUUCAUGCAGGGGAUGGCUUGUUGAGUGAGUGGAUUGUUCCCGUUGUGUAGGAGGGUGAGUGACAGGAAGUAAAGCUGCUUCAGGAAUUAGAACAAAGUUUGAAUGUUUUUUUAAUGUAUACCAUUUUCUUUUAUUCUGCUCACAUUACUUACCAUUAGAUUUGGUUUACCGGCCAGUUGAUGGACUCAUUCAUUGGUGUUGCACAAUGUCAAAUGGAACCAAACAAUGAAAGCGUGUCCUUGCUUAUUUUCCACAGUUAUGUUCAAAUAAUACAUCCAAAAGACACACUGAGGUCACCAGUAGCUCUUUCUGUUUAACUCUUCAGGUUUUAUUGAGGUAUACAUUUUGUUAUAAAGAGUCUAUCAUUAAGAAAUGAAUGCUUGCAACAACAAACAGCACUGUCAUUCCCCGACACGCUCUCCACUCCUCUGCCUCCGUUUGAAUUCCAGCUUCGACACACUGGGCAUGUUUACUCUGUUUGUCGGAGGGGGGACUGGUCACAUCCAGUACACAGUCUGUUCAUCUUCUCUCUCAGGACCCUUCGCCUGCACCACUGCCCACCUGAGUGUGUGUCUGUCCUGUGUGUGUGUGUGUAUGUGUGUGACUGAAUGAUUGUGUGUAUAUAGUUUGUCUAAACAUCACACAGCAGCUCACUCUAUUUUCUGUCUGGCUUCAAUAAAGCUGUUUCUGUCAGCA
Molecule: messenger RNA, 4171 nt
Organism: Epinephelus moara (kelp grouper)
Lineage: Eukaryota; Metazoa; Chordata; Actinopteri; Perciformes; Serranidae
Gene: znf598
Product: zinc finger protein 598
Exons: 12
Coding region: 126-2900 (924 amino acids)
Biological process (GO): protein ubiquitination; rescue of stalled cytosolic ribosome
Molecular function (GO): ribosome binding; ubiquitin protein ligase activity
Source: RefSeq, a predicted model, not a curated record